UCACGUUUCACUAUCAGUAGGCAAGAGAUCUUGUGCAGCUGUUACAAAUGAAGAAGGAACUGGCAACAUUCUGGAACCUUUCUGUCACAGUGCUACGAGGAAAGUUUGAGCAUGCUUAUGACGACAAAUCAGACCCUGACCUUUAUGUGACCCUGCACCUCCCCACUGCCUCAGCUCGUACUCUGAGAACCAAGACGAUCAAUAACUGCAAGACACCUGUGUGGAACGAAACCUUCCGCUUCCGUGUCUGCAGCCUGGCCAAGAAUGUUUUGGAAAUAAAAUUGUUUGAUAGUGACAGAGAGCAGGAGGAGAAAUGUUCCUUUAUUAUACUUGACAUCAGCACCCUUAAACUGGGUCAGAAGGAGACCAAGGAGUUCAUCACUGAUGACAAGUUAAUGGACAAGCUGUGGCUGGAAUUUAAGAUGACAAAGAGUCCUGAAGCACCUGUUGAGUAUCUCUCUAAUGGAGUCCUACUGAAAGAACUGGUACCAUACCGGACCCUUUCUGUCACAGUGCUACGAGGAAAAUUCAUGCGAUAUUUUAACUUCUUUUCAGACCCUGACCUCUAUGUGACCCUGCACCUGCCCACUACCUCAGCUGAUACUCUGAGAACCAAGACGAUCAAGAACUGCAGGACACCUGAGUGGAACGAGACCUUCCACUUCCAUGUCUGCAGCCUGGCCAAGGAUGUUUUGGAGAUAAACUUACAUGAUCGUGACAAAGUGCUAAAUGAAAAACGUGGCAGCCUUCAGUUUGACAUCAGCACCCUUAAACUGGGUCAGAAGGAGACCAAGGAGUUUAUCACUAAUGACAUGGUAUGUUUUGUCUGGUGUGUGUAUGGUUCUGUGUGUAGCUUUAAGGAGGACAUAAAUGUGCGUCUGGAUUUUGACAUACCAGCAGAGGAAAAGGAGUUUCUGGUGAAGAGAAGGAAAGUAGUGUCUCGUGCACUGCAGAGAUUUUUAAAACUUAAAACUCCUCUGGAUCCCUCCAAGGUGCCGACGGUGGCCGUGGUGUGUUCAGGAGGCGGCUCCAGGGCCAUGACAGGCACAUAUGGCUCUCUGAAAGGACUGCAGAGCCUCGGCCUGCUCGAUGUCAUCACCUACAUCACCUCUGUGUCUGGCUCCACCUGGACCUCUUCUAGUCUCUACUCUGACCCAGAUUGGUCAAAGAAAGACCUGGAUAAAGCGAUUGCAUCUGCGCAGAAGGAGCUGUCUAAGGAUUUCCUCAGUUUCUUAUCUCCGGAACAACGUGCGUAUUAUGUCUCUGAGCUGCAAGAAAGAAAGAUAAAAGGUUUCCCAGUCUCAAUCAUCGAUCUCUGGGGUCUUGUUGUAGAACACCUCGUCUUUGGAAAGAAACUAACAGGUACACUGUCUGACCAAAAGAAGGCAGUCUCUGAGGGUCAAAAUCCGUUGCCAAUCUACACAGCAGUGACCAUGAAAGAGGGAACCAGUGGAGAACCAGUGCCUGAGUGGUGUGAGUUUACUCCAUUUGAGGUGGGGUUCUCCAAAUAUGGAGCUUUCGUUUCUGCAGAAAAUUUUGGGAGUGAGUUCUGCCUAGGUCAUAUGGUUAAGAAGCUGCCAGAAACACGCAUCCCCUUCCUCAUGGGUAUAUGGAGCAGUUUUUUCUCUGUUAAACUGAUGGACAUCUUCAAACUUUUGGGUGCAGAAAUACCUUCUGAAAUGUUGUCCUGCCUGGGGGACAAAGUUGACAUACUUGAGACAGAUAAUAUUUCUGAGACCUUGGAUACUGUGCGGAUCAGUCCAGAGCCUUCAGAGGAGAGAAGAUUAUGCAAUCUUCGCCCAUUUAUCAGCAGUGUAUAUAACUUCCUGAGAGAAUUCUCCCUCCACAACGAGUACAGAGAAAAACCAGAAUUUAACAACACUAAGGCGUCACACCCAGAUGCAUUUCCAACCAAGCUGACCCCUGCAGACUCGACUCUCGGCUUGGUGGAUUCUGGACUGGCCAUUAACAUAGGUUGUCCUCCUGUGCUACGCCCCCACAGGCGUGCUGAUGUUAUUCUGUGCCUCGAAAAUAGCUGGGAUAAGGAUCGUUUAACGACCCUGAAGCAAACCCAGCAAUACUGCAGUGACCACAAGUUACCAUUCCCAAACAUAGAUUUCACUAAGUACAAAUCUGAGCCAACCAGGGAAGUGUAUGUGUUUGAAGAUGAGGAUAAUCCUGAUGCUCCUAUCGUGAUCUGUUUUCCACUGGCCAACGUCUCCUUCAAAGAGUAUAGAGCACCAGGAAUACAGAGAAGAGGAGAGAAGGAGCGAAAUAAAGGAAAUAUUGAUGUGACAUCCGGCUCUUCCCCAUAUACUACCACAAAAUUGCUCUUAGCAUCAGAAGAUUUCCAGAACCUAGUGGACCUCACCUCCUACAACAUUCUGAACAACAAGGAAAUCAUCAGAAAUGCACUAAAAAAAGCUUUGAACAAAAAAGGAUUGGUUAACAAGCCCAUAGGUGAACGUACAAAUGACUGCAUACUAGCUUAA
Molecule: messenger RNA, 2492 nt
Organism: Clarias gariepinus (North African catfish)
Lineage: Eukaryota; Metazoa; Chordata; Actinopteri; Siluriformes; Clariidae
Product: cytosolic phospholipase A2 epsilon-like
Exons: 19
Coding region: 48-2492 (814 amino acids)
Biological process (GO): glycerophospholipid catabolic process
Cellular component (GO): cytosol
Molecular function (GO): calcium ion binding; calcium-dependent phospholipid binding
Source: RefSeq, a predicted model, not a curated record